CAACUUGUCAAACUAGUUUAUUUGAAACCCUUAAGCAGUCUCUCUUUAGUCAGCUUACAAGUCUGAAAAGAAUGCCAGGAUGCUGCUCAUUUGACGGGAAAUCACAAAGCAGCACGGAGGUGGAGGAGUUUGCAUUCUCAACAGUGUAUGAUGUAUCAGCCACCAAUACGAGGGAGAAGAAAAAAUUCCUUGAAACCAUGGAUGAUUGCCCUUAUCAUUACAGCUGUUGUGUUGACUCUAGCAAUAAUCAUCAGUCUCCUGGUGUAUUUUUUGGCAUUUGAUCAAACGGUACACUAUUACCAAACCUCCUUCCAGAUCCCCAGUAUUAAAUAUAAUCCUGAUUUUUCAGUAGAACACUCAAAAAUUAGGACUGACCUGAAACAAAAAAUCAGUGAAGAGAUAGAUAAUAUAUUCCAAAGUUCCAGUUUAAAUCAUCAUUACAUCAAGUCUCAUGCUAUCAACUUCAGGUCAAGUAAUGAUGGUUUGGAAACAGAUGUAUUACUUAAAUUUCAAUUUGUUUCUAACAACGCAGACACAAUAAAGAGACAAGCUGCUGACAUUUUAUAUCAGAAGUUAAAAUUAAAUGAAAGCUUCUUGAGGAUAGAUACAUUACCUUAUCUUACAGCUGUAAAUGAAGCACAAGCAGAGCACCUUCUCAACAGUGGUUGUGGUUUAGGGAGAGAGUCCCCGUCCAUGGAAAAAAUUGCUGCUGGUUAUGUUGCCAAGAAAGCCGACUGGCCAUGGCAAGCCAGCCUGCAAAUGGAUGGCGUGCAUUUCUGUGGGGCAUCUUUGAUCAGUGAGGAGUGGCUCCUGACAGCUGCUCAUUGCUUUGACACUUACAAAAACCCCAAACUCUGGAUGGCUAGUUUUGGAACAACUCUAAGCCCUCCACUAAUGAGAAGAAAGGUGCAGUCAAUUAUCAUUCAUGAAAACUAUGCUGCCCAUAAGCAUGAUGACGACAUCGCUGUGGUGAAGCUCUCCACCCCUGUCCUAUUUUCCGAAGAUGUGCACACGGUCUGUCUCCCAGAUACUACUUUUGAAGUCUUGCCUGAGAGUAAAGUGUUUGUCACUGGAUGGGGAGCAUUUAAAGCAAAUGGUCCCUUUCCCAAUACUCUGAGGCAAGUUGAAAUAGAGAUCAUAAGUAAUGAUAUAUGUAAUCAAAUUAAUGUAUAUGGUGGUGCUGUGUCAUCAGGAAUGAUAUGUGCUGGAUUCUUGUCAGGAAAACUCGAUGCCUGUGAGGGAGAUUCUGGGGGACCUCUAGUUAUAGCACGUGAUACAGACAUCUGGUAUCUUAUUGGAAUAGUAAGCUGGGGAAUAGACUGUGGAAAAGAAAACAAGCCUGGAAUUUAUACAAAAGUGACUCGUUAUCGGGACUGGAUUAAAUCUAAAACUAACAUCUAAUGCAACAAUCAUCUACCUCCAAAAUGUAAAUGUCAUGUGUGGUCUAGCAAAUUGUGUCUAGAGUGUGCUGCCAUAUAUUCUGUCUUCGAGUUCAAGAUGCAACUAAGCAUGAUCUGACAACUUUCCCCUUAAACAAGAGGAAAAAGUAGGCUUUCUUCCACAUAAUCUGAAGUGUUGUGGCCAUGAACAUAAAAGAUACUUAUCAACUCCUCAAAAAUCCAAGGUUGCUGCCAAGUGUCUCUGGUGACCACCUUCCUCACCUUUGUCCCUACGACACAACUUCUCAUUUUAGAGUAAUCCAGUAAUUUAAACAUUAAGUACCAAACGGCUAAGCAUUCUCUGUGUUUUUCCCUGACAGAGCACACUGCUCUCAUCUGACUCCACUGUUUUUACUUUCCUCAUCAUAUGAUUCUCAUUAAAAUCUAUAGGCCCAUAUACUAGACAAAUCAAGGUAAUUAGUUUUGGCCAAUGCUAUCACAAAGGAUGGAGGGGCACUAGAUAUGAAACUGGGACUUAAGAGGUAGCACUGCUGUGAGUCCUUCCCCCUGUGCCCUCAGAUGCAUAUUUAACCUGUCUUUGAAACUUGGAAAGAGUUGUAAUUUCUACUUACACCCAACAAAGCAGAUUUUAAUCUCUUUAAACAACUACACUGAUUUUUACUUUGGAAUGAUAACUAAAUCCUUGAAUCACACAGCAGGAGAACUGAAAAUAUUGCCUAGCACCGGGUUUUGUUUUAAACUUGUAAAAAUGUCAUUUGAGGUUCAGAAAAUAGAGUUUCUUGGCCUUUUCACUGGGUAGGAGUGAGAAGAAGAGGCAACGACUGGAUGAAAAGGAGCAACUUUCCCUCAAAAAAUGGGAGAAGUUCUAGUCUUGGUGUAAAUUUACUUUUCAAUUCUGUUUAAUUAUCUCCCAAUGCAGUUUAUUU
Phyllostomus discolor (pale spear-nosed bat) is the source of this 2326-nucleotide messenger RNA. RefSeq names its product transmembrane protease serine 11G-like. The record is from RefSeq and is a predicted model, not a curated record. Gene Ontology annotation, molecular function: serine-type endopeptidase activity. Gene Ontology annotation, biological process: proteolysis. The transcript is spliced from 10 exons. The coding region runs from base 148 to 1401 and encodes 417 amino acids. Gene Ontology annotation, cellular component: extracellular region; plasma membrane. NCBI's taxonomy places the organism in Eukaryota, Metazoa, Chordata, Mammalia, Chiroptera, Phyllostomidae.